Molecule: messenger RNA, 252 nt
Organism: Puccinia triticina
Lineage: Eukaryota; Fungi; Basidiomycota; Pucciniomycetes; Pucciniales; Pucciniaceae
Exons: 2
Coding region: 1-252 (83 amino acids)
Source: RefSeq, a predicted model, not a curated record
AUGCGUCGCGCGCUGCCGAAACCGGGGGUUGGAUACUUAAGUUUGCAAUUGAGCUUUGGGCAACCAACCGCCGGUCGUCGGUUGGACAGCAGCCGAUUUUCUGCUUGCCUACUGGUUGCAUCGGACAGUAAAGAUCACAACUAUUCAGGAGCUACGGAGACCGAUGAGUUAGAAAUAGAUAAAAACGCGAAAAACUUUGUCCUGGUUGAGCGCAUUGCGCUGCUGGCAAAGGCCUGUGCAAAGCCGCAAUGA